GGGGGACCCCGCGCGACCGGCGGAAGGAGGGAGGGGGCCGCGCUCGGCGCCCCGGCCGGGCCACUGGGCCACAGGCCACGCGGCCACGCAGCCCGAGCGGGAGCUGAGCCGGGCGGGGAGAGGGCAGCUCCGGGAAGGUACACCCGGGGAUGGAAGUGCUUGGACGCGGUGCUGCUGGCUGCGGAUGUGCAUGAGGAGAUGGGACGGAGAGCCCAAGUUGGCAUUCGUAUAAAUGACCUGCCUGGCUCCCACCAUGAGCGCUGAGCUCAACGUGCCUGUUGACCCCUCUACUCCUGCCUGCCCGGAGCCCGGCCACAAGGGCAUGGAUUACCGGGACUGGGUCCGCCGCAGCUACCUGGAACUGGUCACCUCCAAUCACCACUCGGUACAGGCCCUGUCGUGGCGGAAGCUCUACCUGAGCAGGGCCAAGCUGAAGGCCUCCAGCAGGACCUCCGCCCUCCUCUCCGGCUUCGCCAUGGUGGCCAUGGUGGAGGUGCAGCUGGAGACGCAGUACCAGUACCCUCGGCCGCUGCUGAUUGCCUUCAGUGCCUGCACCACGGUGCUGGUGGCCGUGCACCUGUUCGCCCUCCUCAUCAGCACCUGCAUCCUGCCCAACGUGGAGGCGGUGAGCAACAUCCACAACCUGAACUCCAUCAGCGAGUCUCCGCAUGAGCGCAUGCACCCCUACAUCGAGCUGGCCUGGGGCUUCUCCACCGUGCUAGGCAUCCUGCUCUUCCUGGCCGAGGUGGUGCUGCUCUGCUGGAUCAAAUUCCUCCCCGUGGACGCCCGGCGCCAGCCUGGUCCCCCGCCCGGCCCCGGGAGCCACACGGGCUGGCAGGCCGCGCUGGUGUCCACCAUCAUCAUGGUGCCCGUGGGCCUCAUCUUCGUGGUCUUCACCAUCCACUUCUACCGCUCUCUGGUGCGCCACAAAACGGAGCGCCACAACCGCGAGAUCGAGGAGCUCCACAAGCUCAAGGUCCAGCUGGACGGGCAUGAGCGCAGCCUGCAGGUCGUGUGAGGGGCUGAGGGCUGGGGCUAGGGGCGGCCCUGCACCCGGGAGCCCGCAGAGGCAGGGAUUUGUCAGAUGCAGACAUUUUGCAAGGCUGCCGGAUAGUUCAAGACCAAAGUUUUCCUCUUGUCUUAAUACCAUAAGGACUGGAUGACUUCUUCUGAGAUGGAACCAUCUGGUUCAACGAGGGACUGUGUUGCUAAGAGCAUUGGGGGCAAAACCAGGCUGGUUCCUUGGCCUCAGGGUUUCCUGGGUCGGGGACACAGUGAAGAGGCUACAGCGGGAUCUGCCCAUCAGUCCUGGGCCAGGAGGGCCUCCAAGUAGCACCCAGUGGGUGCUCAGACCCGGCAUGCGUGGCUGGCGGGCCUGGGAGAGCCAGGGCAGGGUUUUGUUUUCAGAGAAUGAUUGCCCCAGAGACCCGUGAUGGGCUUCGUGGAUGCCGAGUGGCCCGUGUGACAGUGAUGACACGAGGGCUGCGGCAUUUGACUGGGUGCAGGUGCACGGCAGGGCUUGGUGCUUCCCUGCCUAGCGCUGGAGGAAGCUGGGUGGCCUGGCUUCAGGGGAAGACAGGAGCCAGGACACACGCCAGCCCAGCAGGUGCGCAGGGUGCUGCAGCCCUCGGCAGUGGUGUCAGUCCCCCGGGGAUGUUUCCAACGAGGGGGCGGCCUGGCUGAGCCGGAGGAGACAUGUUCACGGCAUCUACGAGACACCCCCAUGAGGAAGUUGAGUUAUUUGAGGGCUGCUGCAAAGUACACUAGGCUCAAAUUCUCUUUUCUCAGCCAGAGAGAGAGCCCUGGCCACACGGACUCAGAGGGGCCACCGGGGUGGGGAAAGGACCCUUCCCCCGCCCCCCCGCCCCCAGCCAGCGGCCUCCAGCUGUCAGCCACAGAAUGGUCUCUGAGGCUGGCUCAGCCACUCCCCCUGGGCUGUGGCAGCCCGAGGCGGAGGCUCUGUCUCAGGCCCCGGAGCCUGUGCAGCUUUCUGUGGCCCCAGGCAGCAAGCGGACAUCCUGGGGGACUUCCUGUCUAGGCAAGGCCAUUGGCCUGGCCUGUGGAUAGUGGGGCCAGGGGUUGGCCCAGGCCAAAUGGGUGCCCUCCUUGUUAUGACACCGAGUGACUACAAGGGAGGCAAGACCCCUCCAGGCCUCUCAGCCGACACUGGGUCCCACCACACACGGUGACUGCACUGUGCAGUGCGGGUUCUGGCCUUUUCCCUAAGGGCAUCUGGUAGACCCAAAGCCACACUCUUGGGCCGUGCACGCACGCCGCAGCACCAGCUUCCCUGAGCUGCUUGUACAACCAACCACCUUUCCCCUCAUCUCCAGCUGUAACCUGGAGAGCCAGCCAUGCCUUGUCUUUUGUUCUCAUAGUCACUGGGGCCAGGCGUGGUG
Rhinopithecus roxellana (golden snub-nosed monkey) is the source of this 2399-nucleotide messenger RNA. RefSeq names its product ORAI calcium release-activated calcium modulator 2 (gene ORAI2). Lineage: Eukaryota; Metazoa; Chordata; Mammalia; Primates; Cercopithecidae. The transcript is spliced from 4 exons. Gene Ontology annotation, cellular component: membrane. Gene Ontology annotation, biological process: store-operated calcium entry. Gene Ontology annotation, molecular function: store-operated calcium channel activity. The coding region runs from base 233 to 1018 and encodes 261 amino acids. The record is from RefSeq and is a predicted model, not a curated record.